Molecule: messenger RNA, 554 nt
Organism: Sesamum indicum (sesame)
Lineage: Eukaryota; Viridiplantae; Streptophyta; Magnoliopsida; Lamiales; Pedaliaceae
Product: zinc metalloproteinase aureolysin
Source: RefSeq, a predicted model, not a curated record
CGGACGACUACCCUUUUGCGGCGCUCCCCUUCGAAAGAAGGUAAAACAAAGAGAAGGAAAAGGAAACACGAAGAGAGAAGAAAUAGAAACUUCACCCUUUACCCAAAUUCCUCUCUCGAAACGGUUUCUCUGUAAAGUCUCGCGAAUUCCUUUGUGGAGCUUAUAUGAAGAUGACGCUAACUCCAUCAGCUCUUCCCUUUUCAAGAAUCUUCAGGCAGCUGGAGCAGGACGUCGAAACCAUCAUAAAGGUACUGCAGCCUGGUCCUUUGGGAAUAAUAGAACACAAGUUCACUGCUGAGGAGAUAGAAACGGCAGCUUCAACUGUGAGAAGAGCAGUAGAGAAUUGGCGGAGGACUGCUUCCAUUGAAAGGAACAGCCCUAUCUUGAAAGAUUUCAUUGACACUCAGACUUUCCGUUUCCAAAAUCGCAGAUGAGUCGAUGUAAUCUGUAAGCUCUGUCUGAUCUUUCACAUCUUUAUAGAUGUAUUGUCUACAUUUGCCCGUGGGCGUGUUGUUUUCUUUAGUCAAUAAAUGAAUGGCUUGAGUUUUUUUCCA